AUUUAAGUUGAGACUUGAUCCAUCAGGCCUCAAGCCCACCCAGAGCAUUUGUUGCAGAGAGCAAUCUGUUCUGUUGUUGUUUGUGUCUAGCCAUGGAAGUUGGUGCUACCAUAGCUUCUUCACGCUUCUCACCCAUUAUAUACCCACCCAGCUUAUCUUCUUCUUCUUGUUCUUCAUCACCCACCAGAUGUUCUUCCUUGAAAAAGACCACUCCUAGAGCUGCUGCCAUUUCCUUAUCCACCAAUUUUUUAUCUCCCUACACGUCCGGCAGUGUUUCCGGCGACUUUUCCGGUCAAAAGAUUCGACCCCUUUCUCUCAACCCACAUGCCCCUUGUUCCUCCUCUCCCAAACGAGGUGUUGUUACUAUGGUAAUUCCUUUUUCACGAGGAAGUGCGUGGGAGCAACCUCCUCCGGAUCUAGCAUCCUAUUUGUACAAAAAUCGGAUUGUUUAUUUGGGCAUGUCUCUUGUUCCAUCUGUCACUGAGUUGAUACUUGCUGAAUUUCUUUACCUUCAGUAUGAAGAUGAGGGAAAGCCAAUUUACCUUUACAUAAAUUCCACAGGAACAACUAAGGGUGGAGAGAAGCUGGGUUAUGAAACAGAAGCUUUUGCAAUUUAUGAUGUUAUGAGUUAUGUCAAGCCACCUAUCUUUACUCUGUGCGUGGGCAAUGCUUGGGGAGAAGCUGCCUUGCUAUUAGCUUCUGGUGCUAAAGGUAAUCGUUCGGCCCUGCCUUCAUCAACAAUAAUGAUCAAGCAGCCAAUUGGAAGGUUUCAAGGUCAAGCUACGGAUGUCAACCUUAUGAGAAAAGAAGUUAAGAAUGUGAAGACGGAAUUGGUAAAUCUCUACACAAAGCAUAUAGGAAAAUCACCAGAGCAGAUUGAAGAGGACAUUAGGCGUCCAAAGUAUUUUAGUCCUAGUGAAGCACUUGAAUAUGGGAUCAUUGACAAGGUUCUGUACAAUGAGAGAGGAAGUGAGGACAGGGGGGUUCUGUCGGAUCUAAAAAAGGCACAACUUAUCUGAUUUUGUGAAAGUGGGAUUGGUACUUCAUAAAGUUCAGAUAAUUUUAAUUUUGUAGGUAGAAGCUAGCCAACCCCUGCAGUUUUAGCAAGCACUCUUUUUGAAUCAUACUCUCCUUGCUUGUCAAAUCUUUUGCUGCGACGAUCAUGGUCAUUCUACUCUGAUGUUGAGUAAUUGAUGGCAAAUGUACAACUUUCUGUAUUAUUACCUAUGCAACACAGUCUGUUGAACAUUGGAGACAGUAAUAGCUUAAUAGUAGUUUGAAUGUAGAAUGGUUUGAGGUACCUUAUCUCUGUAACCUGGGGAGGGGGCUUUUGGAGUAUUAAGCCACAUGCUUGUAUCUACUUUGGUUAAUGUUGUUAAGCCACAUGUGAAAUACUGCAAUAUCAGCUUUCUCUUGGAUUGAAUUUUGGGACUAUAUCUAUUUUGGAGCUCUUAGUUUUGA
This is a messenger RNA of Daucus carota subsp. sativus, 1461 nucleotides long. Its product is annotated as ATP-dependent Clp protease proteolytic subunit-related protein 4, chloroplastic. The record is from RefSeq and is a predicted model, not a curated record. Gene Ontology annotation, molecular function: ATP-dependent peptidase activity; serine-type endopeptidase activity; ATPase binding. Bases 93 to 1019 code for a protein of 308 amino acids. Gene Ontology annotation, cellular component: endopeptidase Clp complex. The transcript is spliced from 8 exons. NCBI's taxonomy places the organism in Eukaryota, Viridiplantae, Streptophyta, Magnoliopsida, Apiales, Apiaceae. Gene Ontology annotation, biological process: protein quality control for misfolded or incompletely synthesized proteins.